AUGGAAACGAUACAUGAAUUCAAGUUUAUAAAUAAAAGCUCUGGCGGAGUAGAAGAAAAACAACAGGCAAGACUUGCUAGAGUCUUAGACGCGGCGGCGACUGACCAUUGGGGACAAGACAGAAGAGGGUACAUGCAAUGCAAUUCAAUGCAUGACCAGGCAUGCACCGACAAGAACGUGGAAAAUCUCCAUAUUCAAGCUAGGGGAGAUGGCGGCGACGCCUACAUCGUUGACAUGAAACUUUUCGAGCUCACUCGCUCCGCUAUAGCUUGUAGAAGCUUUGCCGUUAUCACCAGAGGACUGAAGAGCUUCAGAGUCCUUGGCGCCAAUUAUGAGAGGACAAAAAGCGAUGUCCAUUCUGUAGAAGAAUUUGUGGCUACACUUCAGCAAAUUCACUCAACAACAAAGCAGCGACUUGAGGAUGCCAAUGUGAAAUACAAGCAAGUGGCUGAUGUGAAGCACCGCCAUGUUGAAUUUGAGGUAGGUGACUUUGUUUGGGCUAUCUUGACUAAAGAUCAUUUUCCAGCUAGGGAAUACAACAAGUUGGCUGCAAGAAAGAUUAGUCCAGUGGAGAUUGUGGCUAAGAUUAAUCCAAAUGCUUACCGUCUCAAGCUUCCUAGUCAUAUACGUAAUGCCGAUGUGUUCAAUGUCAAACAUCUCUGUCCUUACCAUGGUGAUAGUUCUGAUGAGGAAGAGUUGAAUUCAGGGAUGAAUUCUUCUCAACUCGUGGAGGAUGAUGCAACACGCAUCGCUCAUAAUUUUCUAUUUUAG
Molecule: messenger RNA, 771 nt
Organism: Prunus armeniaca (apricot)
Lineage: Eukaryota; Viridiplantae; Streptophyta; Magnoliopsida; Rosales; Rosaceae
Source: the annotation of a GenBank genome assembly